CGGGUAGCACAAACCAUCGUGAUGUUGCGGAUCGUUUGUUGGACCACGGUUAUGGUAGCAUGCAGCCUUCUACAGUUUACCAGCUGCGCUGUAGAAACCGAAGAACAGAAAGACGUGAUAUUUCUACAACCGGGACGCUUGGUUUCGUACGCGUACGAUGAGUGGAGCAUCUCUAGGCCCGGUUUGCUGAUGUAUUGCUACCCGGGCCAAGAGCAAACCCUGCUGAACGCUUUCUGUACCGUCUCGAUACGAAUGCACUGCGAUCAUGAUAACUACAACCAGUACCUGGGCAGUGCUCCGGCAGAGGUGAAGAAGCACUACAAAGCCGAACAGAGUCUGUUUAGCUUUAAUGUGUUUGCUUCACGAAAACGACGGCAGGUAGAGCUGGAACCGUUUAACCAAAGCUGUCUCGGUGUGGUUUCUUCCGGGAAGUAUGAAAUCGAGGUACUGCUUAAUCGGUUUGAUCUGUGGCGCAUUAGCCUGCUGGUGUUGGGCGUACUGCUGUUUUUCAUCGCCCUACCGAUGAGCCAAAAUCCUCUGUUCUACUACACGGGAGGAAUACUCAUCGGACUGACCUCGUUCGCCCUAGCGCUCGUGUAUAUGUUCAGCAAAAUGAUGCCCUACCGACCGCUCAUGCUCGGUGUGAUGGUGGGCGGAUGGACGCUUGGCUUUUACGGCAUGCAGAUGAUGUACGAAAACUUGCGGCUUAUCUUUGUCCUUUACCAACAUUACGUGUUUUGGUAUUUGGCCAUCGUUGGAUCGAUCAGUUUCUUCGUCUGCUAUCGGCUUGGUCCACCGAAGGAUCAUCGGAGCAAACGGGUUAUUCAAUGGACGCUGCAACUAAUCGCCCUGACGAUGGUGUUCUUCAGCAGCUACCAGCGAACUCUGGCCACCGGGUUUGUGCUCGUCGUUAUUGCGGCUUACUAUCACGCCACACCGCUAGCACUGAUCCGCUGGAUAACGGGUCGGUUUCGCAAACGUUACCCGGGACGCCGACGUUUGCUUACGGUCGAGGAGUUCGAGGAGCAGGGUCGGAUCGAAACGGAUCGGGCGCUUAAAGAUUUGCGUGAAUACUGCCGCAGUCCGGAGUGUAAGCAGUGGACGACGAUGAUGAGGCUGCGUGAUCCGGUUCGCUUCGCAUCGUUUGUGGAAGGUUCACCGCACGUGAUGGAUGAAGAGUGCUUCGAGUACGACACUGUACACUCCAGCAUAAGCAACGAUGAGGACGAGUCGGAAGAAUUGCAGGGAUCUAGCGAGGAGGAAGAGAACUGAACGAGUAAUAAAGGACCUGUGAG
Anopheles maculipalpis is the source of this 1295-nucleotide messenger RNA. RefSeq names its product nuclear envelope integral membrane protein 1 (gene Nemp). The record is from RefSeq and is a predicted model, not a curated record. Lineage: Eukaryota; Metazoa; Arthropoda; Insecta; Diptera; Culicidae. Gene Ontology annotation, cellular component: nuclear envelope. The transcript is spliced from 2 exons. The coding region runs from base 22 to 1272 and encodes 416 amino acids.